AUGGGUAGUAGUAAACAAUUCCAAACUGUAAUUGGUACUGCUAUUUAUAGACCAAUGUUGACAUUGCCGAAAAAUCGUUCGGAAAGCGAAAAUGAAAUUUAUGAUCUAGCACGUCGCGCCGUUGAAAGGCCUGGGUUUUACUGUGGAGGUGUGCUGAUUAGUCAGAGAUAUGUUCUUACUGCUGCCCAUUGCAUAGCUGGGGAAAGUUAUUCCAAAUUUGGUGGUUUAGUUGGUGUCCGACUAGGCGAGUAUAAUACUGAGAGUGAAUCCGAUUGCAUCCAGGAAUUAGAUUUUUACGACUGCGCUGAUCCACCUCAAGAUUUUGGGGUUGAAAAAAUCAUCCCCCAUGAUGCUUACAGGCCCGACACAUCCGAUCAGCAUAACGAUAUUGCUUUGCUAAGGUUGGAUAGAAAUGUAGUAUUUAGUGAUUUUAUUCAGCCACUUUGUUUACCUUUACCAGAGUAUUUUCCUAAAUUAAACUUGGAACCUGGACGACCAUUUGUGGUGGCCGGUUGGGGAAGGACAGAAUUAGGAAUUCCAAGUCCAGUAAAACUGAAGUUGAAGGUACCACUUGUGAAAAAUGAAGAUUGUAUGCAACCAUACAGUAGGUUAAAUGUGAGGGUUUGGUCCAGGCAACUUUGUGCAGGCGGCGAGUUGCAUCGCGACUCCUGCAGCGGCGACAGCGGUGGACCCUUGAUGGGCUACGACCGCUACGGCGAUUCCUGGUACCUUCUAGGUAUUGUAUCUUUAGGACCAAUAAAUUGCGGAAAAGCUGGCAUUCCUGGUAUUUAUACAAGAGUUCCACAAUACCUCGAAUGGAUUAGAGGAAACAUGGAACCAUAAAUUGUUACUUAGUGGAUAAGUAAAUUAUAUAAAUAUAGUAAUAUUUUUUAUUAAUAACAAUACCUAAUUUUAAGUACGUAAUAUUAUACGUAGAUUUAA
Messenger RNA from Ctenocephalides felis (cat flea), 942 nucleotides. RefSeq names its product CLIP domain-containing serine protease 2-like. Lineage: Eukaryota; Metazoa; Arthropoda; Insecta; Siphonaptera; Pulicidae. Gene Ontology annotation, biological process: proteolysis. Bases 1 to 843 code for a protein of 280 amino acids. The transcript has 6 exons. Gene Ontology annotation, molecular function: serine-type endopeptidase activity. The record is from RefSeq and is a predicted model, not a curated record.